AUGAAGUCUCAAGGAGUCUCUGGGGAUCACUUAGUGUUCCCAAAAGUUCUGAAAGCCUGCUCUCAGUUGACGUGGUUGGAUGGAGGGAUGUGGGUCCAUGGAGGUGUGGUUGUUUCAGGCCACGAGCAACACUUUCAUGUCUGCAAUGCUUUGAUCGACAUGUAUGCGAAGUGUGGAAAUGUGUUGAGCGGGAGGUUGGUUUUUGAAGAGAUGGCGAAAACCCGAGAUUUAGUAACAUGGAACGCAAUGAUCAGAGGAUUUGGCAUGCAUGGACUUGCACAGGCUGCUUUGAAUCUUCUUCAGGACAUGAAGCGGGUUGGAGUUCAUGCUGAUGCUCUCACAUUUACUUCGGUGCUAUCAGCCUGUCAUCAUUCAGGCCUUGUAGAAGAGGGCAUUGAACUCUUCGAGAGCAUGAUCGGAGAAUAUGGAUUUGUCCCCAGAAUGGAACAUUACUCCUGUGUUGUCAACAUGCUAGCACGUGUCGGUAGGCUAGAAGCUGCAAUCAAUUUCAUUCAUCAAAUGCCCCUGGAGCUUGAUAAGUCUGUUUGGGGGGCCUUGCUAACAGCCUGCCUUGACCAGCAGAAUGUAGAGGUUGGAAAGCUUGCUGCUGAAAAGUUAAUCCAACUGGAACCUGAACGCGCAGGACAUUAUGUGGCUUUGUAUAGUAUAUACGCAGAGGCUGGAAGAUGGGACGAUGCUGUAAAUGUGAGAAAGGAAAUGGAAGGCCGAGGGUCGGUUAAGCCCUCAGGACAGAGUUGGAUAACUAUCAGGAACUGA
Linum tenue is the source of this 777-nucleotide messenger RNA. Lineage: Eukaryota; Viridiplantae; Streptophyta; Magnoliopsida; Malpighiales; Linaceae. The record is from the annotation of a GenBank genome assembly.